This is a messenger RNA of Sclerotinia sclerotiorum 1980 UF-70, 906 nucleotides long. Its product is annotated as transcription elongation factor s-ii. The transcript is spliced from 3 exons. Gene Ontology annotation, biological process: transcription elongation by RNA polymerase I; regulation of mRNA 3'-end processing; transcription antitermination. Gene Ontology annotation, molecular function: RNA polymerase II transcription regulatory region sequence-specific DNA binding; zinc ion binding. The record is from RefSeq and is a predicted model, not a curated record. Gene Ontology annotation, cellular component: nucleus. Lineage: Eukaryota; Fungi; Ascomycota; Leotiomycetes; Helotiales; Sclerotiniaceae. The coding region runs from base 1 to 906 and encodes 301 amino acids.
AUGGAUCAAAGAGAACUUACCUCGCGGGUUUCAGCUCUUCAAAAGGCUAUCAAUGACAAAGAGCCCGCAGCGAAUGUUAUAACCAUUAUGGAAACUCUGAAGAGAGAUGUAAAUGCCACGGAAGAACUUCUUAGGGCAACCAAGGCGGGAAUGGUAGUUGCCAAACAACGAGGAAACGCGAACAAAGACAUUGCCAAGCUCGCAGCUGAAAUUGUCACUAAGUGGAAAAAAACCGUCGAAGUCGAAAAAGAAAAGCGCAAGGCAAAAAUGAUGGCAUCCGGAUCUUCUCCCGCAGUUCGCAGCAACGGUACUUCCUCUCCCGCAUCCGCGCCCAGCGCUCCAGUCACCAAAGCUUUCAAGGGCGAUUCCUCGAAACGAAGAUGGGAAACUGAUAAAGUCGAUACAAAGCGUACGGGUCUUCCAACUCGCGAUGCUUGCAUUGGCUUGAUGUAUAAUGGUCUUGCUUUUAAAUGCGAGGAACCACCAACUCAUGUUAUUAUCAAGGCGAUGGCUGUCGAGCAAGCCGCAUUCGACCAUUUUGGAGGCGAGACGAAGGAUUAUAAGGAGAAACUUCGCUCCCUUUUUCAAAAUCUCAAGCAAGUAUCCAAUACACAGUUACGUAAGAGAGUUAUGUCAGGAGACAUUGAACCAGCCCGUUUUGUGGUCAUGACGCAUGAGGAACUGAAGUCAGAGGAGAUGAAGAAGAAGGAUGAUUUGUUGGAGAUGGAGAACAUGAAGAAGGCUCAGGUACCAAUGGCAGAGAAGAGUAUUAGUGAUGCUUUAACAUGUGGAAAGUGUCAUCAAAAGAAAGUCAGCUAUUCACAAGCACAGACCCGCAGUGCAGAUGAACCUAUGACGACUUUUUGCGAGUGUCAAGUUUGUGGUCAUCGCUGGAAGUUCUCUUGA